AUGCAGAAACUCGCCCGGACGGUUAAAAAUCCGCAUAUUUGCAUUUACUGCGUCCCAGAGGGCACAGAGUUACCGGAGGAUUUGAUCCUCGUGCAUGAAUUACGGGAUCAUUAUUCGUUGCAGGCGAGGAGAGGGAUUGGCGUUGAUGAUUUGAAUGAGAAGAUUACAGAUUUCUUGUCAGAGAGAGGAAAGAGGUUGAGUAGGGAGGAAUGGUUGUGGAGGUUUCCGAGGGCUACGGAGGAGAUAGCUUAA
Molecule: messenger RNA, 252 nt
Organism: Aspergillus chevalieri
Lineage: Eukaryota; Fungi; Ascomycota; Eurotiomycetes; Eurotiales; Aspergillaceae
Exons: 2
Coding region: 1-252 (83 amino acids)
Source: RefSeq, a predicted model, not a curated record